Lasiodiplodia theobromae is the source of this 603-nucleotide messenger RNA. Its product is annotated as V-ATPAse proteolipid subunit protein. The transcript is spliced from 5 exons. The record is from RefSeq and is a predicted model, not a curated record. Gene Ontology annotation, biological process: proton transmembrane transport. Bases 1 to 603 code for a protein of 200 amino acids. Gene Ontology annotation, molecular function: proton-transporting ATPase activity, rotational mechanism. Lineage: Eukaryota; Fungi; Ascomycota; Dothideomycetes; Botryosphaeriales; Botryosphaeriaceae. Gene Ontology annotation, cellular component: proton-transporting V-type ATPase, V0 domain.
AUGCCGCUCAUCUAUGGCGCUGGCGGUGCCACCGCCGCCUUGACCGUCGUCGGCCUGUAUAUGCUGUUUAACGGCGAGGGCGAGGCCUUCAACGUUGGACAAUUCCUCGAGAGCGUUUCGCCGUACAUGUGGGCAGACAUGGGCAUCGGCCUCUGCAUCGGUCUGUCCGUGGUGGGCGCUGCAUGGGGUAUUCUCAUCACCGGUAGCUCCAUUCUCGGUGGAGGUGUCAAGGCGCCCAGGAUACGGACCAAGAACUUGAUCUCCAUCAUCUUUUGCGAGGUCGUCGCUAUCUACGGCGUUAUCAUGUCCAUCGUCUUCUCCGCCAAGAUCCAAUCCGUCAGCGGCGAUGCCCUUUACUCGGCCUCCAACUACUACACCGGAUUCGCGCUCUUCUGGGGAGGUAUCACGGUUGGCAUGUGCAACCUGAUCUGCGGUGUCUCGGUCGGCAUCAACGGUAGCAGUGCUGCUCUGGCCGACGCGGCAGACCCCAGCCUUUUCGUUAAGAUUCUCGUCAUCGAGAUCUUCAGCUCCGUCCUCGGCCUUUUCGGUCUCAUCAUUGGUCUGCUGGUCUCUGGAAAGGCUGCCGACUUCAGCAUGGACUGA